Ictidomys tridecemlineatus (thirteen-lined ground squirrel) is the source of this 1401-nucleotide messenger RNA. The record is from RefSeq and is a predicted model, not a curated record. NCBI's taxonomy places the organism in Eukaryota, Metazoa, Chordata, Mammalia, Rodentia, Sciuridae.
AUGGAUUUCCCAGCUGCUGGGGUUAGAUCUUUUCUUCUCAAUAAUGCUGGAGGAAACUCUGAAUGCCCCUUUUUUCUCUGGGGACUUCUAGCCUUCUUGGGUUUGGCUCUGGUUAUUUCGUUGAUCUUCAAUAUCUCUCACUAUGUAGAAAAGCAACGACAAGAUAAAAUGUACAGAUGCUCUGAUGACUUCAUUCCCAGGGUUGAUGAAUAUUAUAUUGAAGACACACCAAUUUACGGUAAUUUAGAUAACAUGAUCCCAGAAGAAAUGAAUGAAAAUUGCUAUGAACAAAUGAAAGCCCGACCAGAGAGACCUGUAAAUAAUAUGCAAGAAGCUGCUCCAUCUGCACACGUGCCUGCUGAAACACAGAUGUGCUACGCCUCCCUUGAUCACAGCUUCAAGGGGAAGCGCAGGAAGCCCAAGAAACAGAAUGCUCACUUGUCAGAGGAGGAAAAAGACAAGCAAUUGCAUGCAGUGGGUGCCAGCAUUUCUACGACCAACUUGGCAGAGAGUUUCUCACCAGAAAGCCAGGCAAUAGAGGAAAACAUUCAUGAUGACCCCAUUAGACUGUUUGGUCUGAUUCGUGCCAAGAGAGAACCUAUAAACCAGGCAGAUUAUGAUCCAAGUCAAUGAUAAUGCUCCUGUUGGAGAUGGUUUUGAAGAAAACAAGAUCCCCACCUAGCACAGAAUGACCUGUCAGAGUGACAGUCUGAUCAUUUGUUGAUGGGAUGGUGGUUUACGUCUUAUUCAGAGACUAUAUCCAUAAGCACUAAAUGUAGUGCUAUUAAAAUUAGUGAUAUGUCCAUGUACAUAGAAUAUGUCAAAAUGCACUCUACUGUCAUGUAUAUCUAAAAAGAACAAAUAGAGAAAAAAUAAAAUGCAAAUGUAAAAUAAAAAUUAGUGAUAUGAAUUCCCCUAAAAAUUGCCUAAGUAGUAAAAGUACAACAAAAUUCAGCUUGCAAAUUAAGCCUGAUAGCAAAGUCAAAACUUUACAAAAAUACCAAAGAGAGAAAUAAACAAAAAAGUUUUAAAGCAUAAAUGUGUUCUGAAACAUGUUAAAAGAAUCAUAAAAACCAAUAAUUCAACAACAACAACAAGAACAAGAACAAAGUUUUCCUCAUUCACCAAAGUGAAACACUCUGUAAUUAGAAGAAAUUUUUGAUUGAAAGAUGUAGGAGAAAUUAAAAUUCAUAUGUAAGAGAAGUGGGAUAAUCCUCUUAAGAGGUAUUUUCCCAAAUGGAAUAGCUUCAUUAGUUUAACAAUUAUUAGGAAAUUAAUGUAUCUUUCUUGCAACAAUAAACUAAUACCAAAAUAAAUUUAGAAAUUCCACUAACUAGAGAAAAUUACUAUGGAAAACUGUCUAUAUAUCCUUCUAGAUAUUUUAUCAUUGAGCAUACCCAU